This is a messenger RNA of Lindgomyces ingoldianus, 7805 nucleotides long. RefSeq lists its product as uncharacterized. Gene Ontology annotation, cellular component: nucleus; cytosol. NCBI's taxonomy places the organism in Eukaryota, Fungi, Ascomycota, Dothideomycetes, Pleosporales, Lindgomycetaceae. Bases 90 to 7559 code for a protein of 2489 amino acids. Gene Ontology annotation, molecular function: cysteine-type endopeptidase activity; cysteine-type deubiquitinase activity. The transcript has 8 exons. Gene Ontology annotation, biological process: protein deubiquitination. The record is from RefSeq and is a predicted model, not a curated record.
CUCAUUCACCCACCGGCCAGCGCUCCUUCCGCCGCCGCUGCCCUCGCCCACUGUCUAUCACAUUCACCCUCUCGUCGCCUCGCUCCGUCAUGAGUCAGCGAGACCAUGAGCUAAUGGAGUCUGUUCACGCAGACGACCAAGCCAUCACCGUGCCUGCGUCCCCGCUGCGCCGCGAUUCUAUGGAAGACGCUGAUUCCUCUCUGACACGCAAACGACCACGACUAGACAGCGGCAGCCGAGAGACUCGCAGUAUGUCGACCGACACAGCUCCCGCGACCACCAGCGUCGCCCAGCCCGUCGACCAGCCCGUCGAGAUGACGAUUCGCUCGCAGCCACCCUCCUCUCAGUCUGUCAACAGUACCAGCGAUGCCAAUGGCGCAUCGCUAGCUACACUGUCUGUUCCCUCGGAAUCAGUGCCCCUCGAAGAGUCCGCCGAGGACCCCGUCGUCGCCAUAGACGACGUAGUGGCCGACAGCCCACCAGUCGUCGCCGUGGACGACGACGAGGAUGCUGAAGAGGCCAUGGAUGAUUAUACGGGCUCGAUCUCUAGCUUUGUACACAUUGAAGUAGACGAGGAGGCCUACUUCCGCCGUUUCCCUUUCACUCACUCACAUCAUGGUAACUAUCAGGCUGCUUUGCGAGCCAUCACCGCCCAUUUCCAAGGGGCAAACCCUCUCGAGGGAACCGUGCUUCCCCAAGUCCAGCUCUGGCUCGAAGGGUUUCCGAAUACCCCGUCGCACUGGAAGGGCUACUACGUCGAGAAGGCCUUCUUUUGGGACGAAUUUGCUGCAUUAGCGAACAAGGUCUUGGUGAGGCGGUUCCCUUUUGGUGAUGCCUUCACCGACGAUCAACAGUCAGAGGAAGACAUCUUCUAUGGUUUCCUCUCAAGCUACUUGAAACUCUGCGCCCGCCUCAUUCAAGUCGACACGGCGAUGAUCUCGAAAUUUCCACCCGGCAUUUACGAGCCAGUUCUCUGCUACAAGCACCUACGGCACCUCAACACCAUUGUUCGAGAAGAGAAAUCCGCCAUAUUCCAGGUGCUAGCCAAAGAAUACGGCGUAGAUACUCGCACCAUGGCAGCGCGGCUGUUACAGGACUUUAUUGAGGCCCCAACCAACGGACUGCAACACCUGUUCGCCUUCGCAGAUGUCGGGUGCGACAAGCUUACAGCGCCUCUCCGAAACGGUAUUGCCUCUUGGACAUCCCAGAUCCUUAACUCCUUUGGCUGGGCCAUAUUCGGCAAACCGGAGAUAGACCCAAUCUUUGACCGCUCGCAAUUCCAUCGCAACGUCCUUCGCUUCUUUCGCAAGUACAAUGAAGAUAUCCAGGUUCCGAGCAAAAUCGUCGAAAUCAGUUCUGCCAAGGAAAUCGUUCUAAACCUUGCGAACAUACUUCUUGACCUAUGUCUCUGGGAUCAGCAGCUUGCUGCCGAACUAGCCGAAGAAUUCAUGGAUUACGUGGAACCUGGUUCACCAACAAUCGCUAGUGAAGACCUAGACACUAAAACCCGCGGUGAAUCUCUCCGGCAAGAUCCCCCGCUUUUCCCAGCCCUAGCGAUGAAUGCAUGGAAAUUCAAGCUUCUUAGGAAGUAUGUCGUUAAAGGGAAGAUGGAGCUACGCGUGAUGAGCAUUCAAACCAUGAGCGACGCACUCGUUGAAAUUUGGCGGGAGUACAAUGCUUCCGAGUAUGGGGCAAGUAAUCCGGUUAUGCAGUAUCUUUCAGAUUUCCUCCUUCACGAAGAAGUCGUCGACUACAUAAUCAGUGUGGAUUCACAUCCGCAGCUGAUUUCUCGAAGUGGUAACAUUGUUGGCUUCCUCGUGGUCACUCAUCGCUAUUCAGAAAGUCAAACGGAUGCCAUAUGGAGGACCGUGUCCAACAGUCAAGAUCCCCGUGUUGUUUCGGCAGUCAUGACUAUGCUUCGGAACAUCGUCGGUCUCAUGGAGCCCCCGGAGCUGCUCUAUCUUUGCUCCAAGCUUUACGACCUUCCGAUUGAGACGUACACACUUGAAAUCUUACGGUUCCUUCGGGAAAUCAGUGGGAAAUUUCAACAGAAGUAUAUGGACUGGAGCGGUACAGACCCUCGCGGGCGGCCAUCUAACGUGUGCAUCCGAGUUAUGCAAGAUACUUCCCCCAGCAGUGCUUCGACGAAGCUUACAAACGCACUGCAUAGCGAGGCUUACGAGCAGUUACGUCAGCUUUCGCCUACCGUGGGUCUCGGAGAACGCCGUCAGAUUUACCAAGAAUGUACUUCACACAUAGCCAACCGAUCAGGAAAGGCAACGGGAAGCGUUCGCGCGAUCUGUACCUUAUUCUCCGGUGCUGGUCUUAAUGAUGCGAGCUUCUUCAAACAGAACCCAGAGAUUACUCGCAAAAUUCUUGAAGAGCUGUGUUCGUUUGUCGAGGCAGAGAAACAGCUUGGGGCUCAUGCAAUGCAGAUUGUCGCCUUGGAAUACCGGCUCGAUAUGCUUUGCGCUCUUCUCACUCGAGCAGCUGAUGCUAUCCCUGAAGAUUUGUAUCAGGUUGUUUGGGACCAUGUUGUUGGCAAACAUGCACUGUCUAACCAUCACCGUGACAUUGCCUGGUCAAAAUUUUCUGACGCUGUUCGGUACACCCGAGGCCACGAGUUUUGGAGACAACUCACCCACAUUUAUAUCCCGAGGUUAGAGCCGACCUAUUUCACGUCGGGUCUUUUUGAGUUUGUCUCGACGAUUAGCUUCCCAGUCACUAGGGAGAAGGUUAUCACAGAGGAAGGCGAGACAGAACUGAUUCAAAUCCCAGGCGCAGACAUAUUAUGGCCUAUGGUAUUGAGCGCUCCUCCAGGAACGAUUGAAGAUCGUUCAGCCAAAUUGCUUGCCAACCGUUAUGUCGAUAUUGCAUCAUAUCAGGGUGUGAGGUUAGAAGAGGUUGAAGAGGCUCAGGUUGGGCUUGUCGAGCAAUGCACGAAGGAGCUCUUGACUGCGUAUAAGAUAAUGAGGAAUCUCAGCACGCAAGCAUUGACCGAGGACACUGGGUACAGCAUGGACAUCGUUCCUUCUGGUGAAGACCCUCGCCAAAACGAACUCCGCUUCACGAGGACUCUGAUGCUUGAAAAGCUUUUACUCACGUACAUACGGACUAAGCCCGAGUUCAGUCGUUCUCGAAGAUCAGACUCAAAAGUUGAUGUUUUGGAACCUGAACUGCCCUUUGGGGAUGCCAUCGAGAUCAAGUACCAGGCGACAAAUGAAAAGCAAACCAUCUUCAUGAGUACUGAAAACACGCUUCAGGAUCUCUACACCCGUCUUUGUCAUACGACAGGAUUCACAAAGCUCCACCUCUUCGCCAGCGGGCAGAGGCUCAAUCUGACGGAGAAAGCUCACAAGAAAAUCGUCGACCUUGGCCUUGGGGAGAACAUUUUCCUACUAGUCCAAAAGGCUGCGAACAGUGAGACGAUACAACCGGUCGCCGACAGCAGUGCAAACUGCUCAGUCUUUGAAGCAACCGUCUUGAAACAUUUCGAAGAGCUCUUCGCUUGCAUGGAUGCAGAUGACUAUAUUAGUGAAACGCUUUUUGAUUUCUUGAGCUGCUUUCCAUUCCGCGAGCGAAUUGCUGAAGCAGUGAUAUCAGGCACGGCCUCCGCUAACGACAUCUUUCCUCCUGGCAAGGUGUUCCAGGCCAAAUAUGCCGCUUUCGCUCUCCAAUUUAAGCUACGGGAGCAACUUCGAAGAAGUUCUCUCAACGAGUCCUUCCUGGCAAAUGCGAUUCAUCUUUUGAGUGAAGCUCUCCUCAAUCACUCAUUGAUCAGCGAGUCGCUUGGUGGUCGUCAGGAACUCCAUCUGGCGGCAGUGCUCGUUAAUGUGCUACUAGAAUUCCUUAAAGAACGCCCACGCCAAGAGAUAUCAUCUCACUACUUCUCCAACGCAUCGUCGCUCGUCAAUCGCCUUUUGAAGAUUCUGUCAUUUUCUAUCCAGGCUCCUGUUGAUGCUUCCUUGGUCGUGUCUCAGUCUUACGCCGCGAUUCUCGAAGCUUCGCUUCAUUCCAGGGAAGUGUGGGAGGCCUUUGUCGGCAAAGAGGGAAUACCUGCCUUGCACCGGUCACUUCUUCUCAUGGAUCCGAGGAAAUCGCUUCGAGAACACAUCGUGCAAUCAAUUGCAUCUGUUUGCGGCGGAGAUCUCCCUUCGACUUCACCACUAACUGGGGCGGAAGCUGCCGAACGCUACUGGAAGAUUAUUUCAAAUAUUCUACCCGAAGCUGUCCAGCAUUCCAGUCAAUCAGAACAGCUUUUCGACAUUGCUGAACAAGUCUUCCGGAGUCAUGAUGAAAAUAGCCGAGACGAAGAUGCUCUCCGGUCCUCACUAAACUCUUGGAGUAGCCUGCUGUUGAAUUAUAAGCACGAGGAGUUUGUCGGGCGUGAUGAGAUCGACUUCGUCGUCUUUGGUUUCACGAAACUUCUCCUCUGCUGCAUUCCAUCGUUGAAGUCGUUCAAGAAACCCUUGAAUGCUGGCGCACUCAUGGAGAGUAUCUUCCGAAAAUUCCUUUUCGUCCCAAAAGUGAUAGAGAUAGAGGAAGGUGCUUCUGAGCAAAUUGGACUUCCCGUUCUAGAGAGUAAGACUAGAAAGGAGUUGUAUGAUCUCAUGCUCGCCUUAGCAGAAGAUCGUAACAGCUAUGGUAUGCUUCUUCAGCUGGCUCAGAGUUUGGCCAACGACGAAGAGACCAUGUCUUUGCGCGCCUACUCCAUUGAACGGUCUAACGAGAUCCGGUCUGCCACUGGUUAUGUGGGCUUGGUUAAUCCACGCGCCAUCUGUUACAUGAACUCUCUUCUUACACAACUUUUCAUGAACGUCAACUUCCGAAAGUUCAUGCUCGGUCUCAAUGUUGCAGACGCUGGUGCAUCUCAACGUCUUCUGUCAGAGACGCAGAAGCUCUUCUCUAUCAUGCAGAACACCUUCCGGAAGGCAGCCGAUCCUCGGGAGUUCGCCUCCUGUGUGAAAGGUCUUGACAGCGCCCCAAUUGAUAUCAACAUUCAAAUGGAUGCUGACGAGUUUUACAACCUACUCUUCGAUCAGUGGGAAGGGCAAAUGCUCUCACCGGAGACUAAACAACGCUUUCGGUCAUUCUAUGGCGGCCAGACCGUCAAUCAAAUCAAAUCGAAAGAGUGCGAACACGUCUCUGAGAGGGUUGAAAGUUUCUUUGUCGUCCAGUGUGACGUCCAAGGAAAAGCCAAUCUUCAAGAGAGUCUUCAGGCAUUUGUUGAAGGGGAUGUCAUGGAAGGAGACAAUAAGUAUAAGUGCGAAUCAUGUGGCGGUAAGCUUGUAGAUGCUGUGAAGCGGACGUGCCUGAAGGAUGUGCCUGAUAAUCUGAUCUUCCAUCUUAAGCGUUUCGACUUUGACUUGGUGGAUAUGAGGAGGGCAAAAAUCAACGACCACUUCGAAUUUCCGAACUCUAUUGAUGUCAGCCCUUACAAUGUCGACCAUCUCAGCGAUCCUUCCAAACCUCGACGAGAAGAUAUCUUUGAGCUUGUUGGCGUCCUGGUUCACCAAGGUACUUCGGAGAAUGGCCACUAUUAUUCUUACAUCCGGGAACGACCUUGCCCUUCCGGCAGCCCGACCUCAUGGGUCGAAUUUAACGAUCGCGAUGUGGACACUUUCGACCACCAGUCCAUCCCAUACCACACCUUUGGAGGUUUCUACGACGAACAAUUCCCUAAACAACAGAAACAGUUUAGCGCCUAUAUGCUCUUCUACCAGCGCAAAUCGGCCAUCGAAAAGGACCAUUAUGAAUAUAUCAGCUCUCCGCGCUGUGGGCCACCGAAAGUCCCAGUUCCGCCUACUCUUGGAGAAGAUAUUUGUGCAGACAACGAAGUAUUCGUUCAGGAUUACUGUCUCUACGACCCAAACCACUCGAAGUUCAUCCGCCAAAUCUUAACUACCUUGCGAACCGUCAACUAUGGCACCUGCUCGGCUGAUCAUGAACAGGAGACCCAGGCUCUCCAUGUCGUGCUCGAACACCUCUGUCAAGUCAUCAGUCGUCUGAGGAACAUCGAGAACUUCGAUGAAACGAUAAUACAACUUCGAAAGACAGUUCUAUCCUGUUCUACAUGCUGCUCUAUCGCGUUAAAAUGGUUCGCCGAACACGAGUACGCACUUGUCGGUCUGCUCUUGCGUUGCUUGCACAUGAAGGUUCGCUCCCAAAUACGAGCUUUCUUAAUCGACAGUCUCCGGUUCCUUCGCGAAAAGGAUCCGACCGCGUACGGAGUCGAAAACCUUGAUACGGACAUGGAAACCGGCACUGUCGCUCCGUUCGAGGGCAUUCUUGUAGACAUUACCCGACGACUCCGACUGGUCGCUAGCGAAACCUGGAUCAGUGCGAGGGGGUGGGACGACUUCUAUUUGACUUUAUGUCAAUUGAGCAAUCUGGGUCACUUUGAAACGGCAGUAAUGCUGAACCAGCAGAUCCUGUACUUCUGCCUGCGCAUUCUUUGCAUGCAUGCCUAUGCCCAAUUCCGCAUGGAAGACUCCGAUAUCUGGCGCAUGGUUGAGAAAAAGAAGCACAUAUACAACAGGUUGAUUGAGUUGGUGUACACUUUGUGCUCUAAGAUGGACCUACGGCUUAGGCCUGUCCCCCAAAGCGCUGACCGAAUGGAGCACUUCGAUCGGAAUAUCUCAAAGUUCCCCUUGAGUUCCACAGAAUACGGAGUCUUGACCUAUUGGCACGACGAAAACAGAGCUAUUGCAGUUCUUGACAAGAUGAUCGAACAAUUUGACUGCUCCAAGACAGAAGUCUUUUACCCUGGAGAAAUGAUUAAGUGGAUGCUCAACUCCCAGGAGCCGCGCAACCAAAGGAAUCUUUUCAUCACAAUAGCAGAUGGUGUUCAGGCACUCACAGCACCUUUCUCGGAUCCAUACGUGCGAGCCGCGGUCUCUUAUUGCGAAGCGUGUCCCACCAUGGAAGACGCUCAGAAAAUCAUUGACGCUGUUGUCAAGUCGGCUUCUGAACUAAGAGAUCAAGGCGGAGAAUCCCAUCUUCUCUUCUUCAAUGCUUUGCCUACGCUUCAUAACGAAGCUGUCUUUGAUGACAGCAAUUCAGACUUUUUUUACGACUAUGCCCUCUACAAGGCUCGGACGUACAGCUUGUCGUUGCUUAUGUACGAUGAUGAAGCCAUUCGCAAAGCCACUGCAAAAUUCCUUGAAGAGCUCUUUGUGAACGCCAGGUCCGACGAAGACCUCAGCCCGGACUCCCUUAGACAGAAAUAUGAAUCCCUUAGACGCCUGAUUCGGGAAAUGUUACGCAAAAUGGCCACGGAGCAUGACAAUGGUACCUCGCGAAAUUACAUGCAACCAUUGAUUCACGCAUGCUCGACGCUGGUGCAUGUACUUGUUGACUUGGUGAAUAACCAAGACGUCUCGAUGGAGCAGUACAAAUCAGCUAAUGACACGGGUCUGAUACAACAUUGGCAGAUAGAACUUGACUCCCGGUUGCGGCUCUGGGUUCAGGAUGAGGGCACACCGAUAUCGACAGGGGAAGCCUACGAACAAUCAGAUUACGGUAGUGAGUCUGAUGAUGGCCCCGACCUCGAACCUUGAGUUGAGGUUUUCGUUAACCAUGGGUUGUAUUUACAGAGACCCCUAAAAUCCUUUCUUCGGCUUUCAAAUAAUUCGCCAUUGGGCACAUUACGGGGCUCCCCUCCAGAUAUUUUCUUGGCAGUCUGCGUUAUGGCGUUGGCUUUUUCCAGCAGCUGGAAUCUAGACAUUUUGUGGGUUUGCCCCUCUUUGGUGCCGUACAAGGCUUGGGCGUGGGUUUGAACGUGUGUGGUGGGCGGGCGGGCGAUU